AUGGUAGUCAUGAAGCGUCAUGCUUACCAGGAGGAUGGCCCCUCCGCUCAUCAAGACUUGUCUAUCGACGAUAGAGACAUGCAACGCAUGGCGCUACCUUCAGAGCUUCGCANNUCCAGUCAAGGCGGCCUUACCAAUGGUGGUUCUGGAGGUGUGAUCUGGAUCUUCCUGGCCGUGAUGAUUGGAAUGUUCACCGUCGUGCUCUCCAUGGCUGAAAUGGCAUCAAUGUAUGUGGUCAGAUCGAUGCUCUUUCGCGACCGAACUGACGGGCUACAGANNGCACCAAGUGCGGCUGGACAGUACAUGUGGGUUUCAGAGCUGGGCCCUCCAGGAGCGCAGCGAUUGUUGAGCUACUUUGUUGCCAUCGGUUGGCAGGGCGCUGCUGCUAGCAACCCUCUUGUUCUUGCUCAACAUGUUGAAGCCCUCGUCGCCUUGAAUAACCCAACGUUCGAAAUCAAAGGCUGGAUGACGAGUCUUCUCAUGAUUGCUUGUGCUGCUCUCGCAACCUGCGUCAACAUUUACGGCAUCCGCUUCUUGUCGUCUCUGGAGGCAGUGAUGCUCGCGCUGCAUGUCGUGGGAUUCUUCGCAGUCCUCAUUCCGUUGUGGCUCAUGGGUGAGCGAAGCAGUACUCAUGAUGUCUUCUUCACAUUUGAAGACAACGCCGGAUGGGGAAAUGUCGGUACUGCUUGUCUCGUAGGCCUUCUCGGGCCAAUCAUGACCCUUAUCGGAGGUGACUCGACAGUACAUCUCGGUGAGGAGAUUCGAGAUGCCUCAAGAACCUUGCCUUUGUCGAUGGUGUUCACCUCUUUGAUGAACUACGCUGUUGGCUUCAUCAUGACAAUCACCGUCAUGUACGUCUCCUCGACGUUUGACCAGACGAUUGCCGAUGCGACUGGCGAGUCUUAUGUGGCGGUGAUCUACGCUGCUACCGGAUCGAAGACGGCGACGACGAUUCUUACCGUGCUCAUCUUGAUUUUGUUCUUCUGCACUGCCAUCAACACAGUCACAACUUCAUCGCGCCAGCUGUUUGCAUUCGCUCGAGACGGUGGUCUGCCAUUCUCAAACACUUUGGCAAAAGUUGAUCCUAGGACUGGACUGCCAAUCAAUGCGCUUCUCACAACGUUCGGUGUUACCUUCGUAUUGUCUUGGAUCAUUUGUGGGUCGAGCAUCGCUUUCCAGAACAUAACCUCGAUCACCAUUGUUGGGCUCUUACUUUCUUACGGCACAACCAUUGCGACCAUGAUUUACCGACGCUGGAGCGGUGUUCCGCUACCUGCAGCUCGAUGGAGGUAUCCGCAGGCCUUUGGCUACCUUGUCAAUGUGUUAGCAUUGUGUUUUGUCACGAUCGCGUUCAUCUUUGCAUACUUCCCAACUGCACCAGGUCCUUCUGCAGAUUCGAUGAACUGGAGUGUGGUCGUCACUCUGGCAGUCGUGAUUGUAGCAACAGUUUACUAUGUCGUUCGCGGAUCAAGCACCUUCGAGGGACCGGCCGUCAGGAUGAAGAAAGCUGAGGAUGACAGCAUGGUCGCCAUGGAGGACAUCGUAGUUCACGGCAAGCAAUGA
Molecule: messenger RNA, 1563 nt
Organism: Aureobasidium vineae
Lineage: Eukaryota; Fungi; Ascomycota; Dothideomycetes; Dothideales; Saccotheciaceae
Source: the annotation of a GenBank genome assembly